GGAGAUCUAGCGCUGACAGAGCUUGCUCGGCACCCUCCACUCCCAGAGAUAUUUGUAAGUAAGGGCAGGCACAAGCCUAGACAUAGACAAGUGGAUCGGGAAACUCUCGCUGCGAGCUCAAGAGCCUCGCCUAAAGGACCAGCCCCUCAACCUGGCGCAUCAGAAAGGUGGACUGACCCACCGAGCUUCUGAAGUAGUCAAUUUGACAAAGACCUUAGUGGCGCUUGAUCAUAAGAUAUUCCAUUCGAAGAAGUAUGGUCAGAAUCACCUAUGAUAAUAUGGCUUACAUGAAAAGAGCUCUUUUUCAGUAAUUCGGCAUUCGUUCUUAUCUGCUUCCUAUUCCCCGGAACACAUACCAUAUCUCCCAGAUCUCAAAGAUCUCCUCAACAUUCAACCUUGAAAGGUUUGUUACGGAAGGCGAAUGAAGCAGUUUUCUUGAAUUCCAUUCUGAAACUAGAAUUGCUUCUUGGAAGACUAUUAUGUGUUUCGAGUCUUUCUUGAAGUUCUUUCCUAAUCAAAUCCAUUUAUUUGAAGAUAACGACUCUACCCACGCAACAAUUAGAUUUCAAGAAAAGAAAGCAAAAACCCAUCCAUUAACUGGGUCGGUAGAGCAGUUUAGAGCCCUCCCGUUACUAAGGUCACCCGAAGGGACGCUUAGAGGGACUCCAAAAGAAAGGGAUGAAUAGCGGAAGGGAUGAGACCUUACCUUUUGAGAGCUUACCCUUACUUGGCUAGGUAUUAUGACUCGGGCAAAGACAAGAAGCUGAGCCUUCGCUCAAGGUUAACACAUUAAAUAGGGCUCGGAAGAAUGAACCCUUGGGGAGAUCACUUCCACUAAUAAGACUUUCCCUUACGACUACGUAGAGGGAGAUGAAAAGAGUCAGACUAUAUAUAGAAUUACCCAGCCAAGGGGCUCACCCAUUGAUGCUUGGCUAGGAGGGGGUAACGGAUUGAACAGGGAAAGAGAUGCAGAUUCAACAGAAGCUGCGUACCCUGCUGGUUGACCAUAUGAAAAUGGAAAUUGUUUAGUCUCAUAUAGAUGGGAAAUGAGUGAAAAUGGACAUAGCUCAGUUGAAAAGACUCAAACCCAAUCUUAUAGCCACAUCAUGAUCACUUCCUUUCGCCUAUGAGAAUAGAAGUCUGUUUGCUGCUUGAGUAAGGUUAAGGCUGACUAGUUGAGUUUUGCGGUGAGAAUAGGUGCUUGGGGUAUCAAUUUAGAACAGCUGAUUGAAAGUUUUGAACCUCGUCUCGGCUUCUUCAAUCACCCGUUUCUUUUUCAAAUUCCUCUAUCCGUUGGUCUGUUAAGGGUUCCUCUAAGCCCCUUUCGUGUAGGCGAGGCAGAUCGAGCAGAGUCUGUGCUAUAGAUCGAAUUCUGAAUCAAUGGAUGCGCUAUCUAUUCCUCUGUCCUGUUCAUCAUCUGUUUGAUUUGAAACAUUGGAUUCAUCAUUUGAAGAAGUUAGAGACAUCAGAUAGACUGAAAAUACCUACUUGCAUUUCGAAACCAGUAAUUUGAUGUAAAUAAGGAAGCAUCCGGCUCCCUCCCACAGCUAAGGCCUUCUAAUAGAAAGUAGUACGCCCGGUUCCCAAUCUCUAACUCAAAAAUCGGAGUUUUCUCCCGGCUUUCAGAACGUUAGCUAGCUAGAUGCUUAACACAUGCAAGUCGAACUUUCUUUUUCUUUCUUCACUUUCUUUCUCUUUCUUAAAGCGGUAUUCCCCCUUGCAAAUCAAAUCUUUAUCAAAUACAAUCUUUCAUGGAAUUCUCUCCUAGAGCUGCCGAACUCACUACUCUAUUAGAAAGUCGAAUUACCAACUUUGACACGCAUUUUCAAGUGACUGAGAUCGGUCGAGUGGUCUCAGUUGGAGAUGGUAUUGCACGUGUUUAUGGAUUGAACGAGAUUCAAGCUGGGGAAAUGGUUGAAUUUGCCAGCGGUGUGAAAGGAAUAGCCUUCAAUCUUGAAAAUGAGAAUGUAGGGAUUGUUGUCUUUGGUAGUGAUACUGCUAUUAAAGAAGGAGAUCUUGUCAAGCGCACUGGAUCUAUUGUGGAUGUUCCUGCGGGAAAAACAAUGCUAGGGCGUGUGGUCGACGCGUUGGGAGUACCUAUUGAUGGAAGAGGGGCUCUAGGCGAUCACGAGCGAAGACGUGUCGAAGUGAAAGCCCCUGGGAUUAUUGAACGUCAAUCUGUGCACGAGCCUAUGCAAACGGGGUUAAAAGCGGUCGAUAGCCUGGGAAAACUUAUCUAUCUACUUAUCAUAUUUUUGCCCCUGCUCGGUAGUUCCGUAGCGGGUUUUUUCGGGCGUUUUCUAGGAGCAGAAGGAACCGCUAUAAUGACCACAGGGAAAAAUCUCGUGUUUUUUUCUAUACUUAUCUUAGGCUUGAUCUUUCUGCUUCGUCUUUAUUGUUUUAGUUUGAAAAAAAAGUUUGGAUUUCGACUUGUCUUUAUGAUUUAUAUAUCCAUUCUAGUUUUCGUCUCUUUCUUUUGCUAUUUUCUUCGCGCCUACUUACUUUCCCACUUAGGUCUUCAUUUUUUUUAUCCUUUUUUGAUUUUGAGUGUGGGGGGAGGUGGCGGUCUAGCACUUCCUCUUCCAGCCCAUUCCGGCCCAUCAAGCCCGUCCUCGUGGACGGAUUUUGAUAUGCAGGUCUUAUUGGAGCCCUUUUCCGAAACAGAAAUGGAGGGCACGUCGGUGAAUUCCGCCCCUGGGGCUGGGGGGGUGGCGCGCGAAGAGGCGGGGCCUUCUCACCAACCAUAUAAUAGUUACAUAAAAACUAAUACGAGCUUGGAAUCUUCUAUAAGAAAUAGAAUAUGUGCCCUCGAGAAGGACCAUAGCCCGUUUCUCCUGGAUAAAGAGAAAGGAGAAUAUUGGCGCGAAAUGAAAACAGCCUUGGGUCAAGUCCCCUCUCAGCGUGAGUAUAACCGCUUACUUGACUUCGAGAAUACAGAUCUCCAGAUCCGGGAGCUGAAACACGGGUGUUAUUCCCUUUAUCAACGACUUCUUUCGGAACAUCCUACCUUGGCCGAAAAGGCCUCCUACAAUUCUAAAGAAGCCUUUAUCGACUUCUUUGACGAGAAACGGGGCGAGCUAGACAAGCUGGAGCUGGACACCCACCCACAAGGGCGGAGCACGGCGGCGGAAAGAGACAGAAUAGAACUCCAAUUUUUGGAUAGCGUUAGGGAGGAUCUUAUCAAACGGGGGGCCGGCUCUCCGUAUAUGAAUAAAAUUCUUGUUGGGCCAAAUCCUGAGAAAAGCUAUCAAGCGCUGUUUGAUGAGCCUUCGUAGUAUACCUGACAAAUCGGGAGGUGUAGCCGCAAUAGCACCAGUUUUUAAGGGGGCAGGAUGAAUAGAAGACGGAGAGGGGGGUAAGAUUGAAGAUACUAUAGCAGUUUUUUUCUUUG
Molecule: messenger RNA, 3391 nt
Organism: Cornus florida
Lineage: Eukaryota; Viridiplantae; Streptophyta; Magnoliopsida; Cornales; Cornaceae
Exons: 1
Coding region: 1752-3275 (507 amino acids)
Biological process (GO): proton motive force-driven ATP synthesis; proton transmembrane transport
Molecular function (GO): proton-transporting ATP synthase activity, rotational mechanism; ATP binding; ADP binding
Source: RefSeq, a predicted model, not a curated record